Coccomyxa subellipsoidea C-169 is the source of this 1880-nucleotide messenger RNA. Its product is annotated as glucokinase. Gene Ontology annotation, biological process: glycolytic process; glucose 6-phosphate metabolic process. Bases 384 to 1436 code for a protein of 350 amino acids. The record is from RefSeq and is a predicted model, not a curated record. The transcript is spliced from 8 exons. Lineage: Eukaryota; Viridiplantae; Chlorophyta; Trebouxiophyceae; Coccomyxaceae. Gene Ontology annotation, molecular function: ATP binding; D-glucose binding; glucokinase activity.
GUAUAUUUGUUUCAUGAAGGGCUUCGCGUGGAGCUGGUAAUGCUCUCGUGGGUCGCACCAGCAUACACUUGUUGAGCAGAUUUGGUCAAUCCCUUAACGCUUUCACACCCAGCUCCAGCUGGGUGCUUCGCAGAAAAGCACAGCGUGUACUGGCAGAAUAGAUGUUGGGAACUAGUAUCAAUAUGCUGCAUAUCCAUUCCACGUCAGGAAGAUUCACGGCUCUGGCCCCAACAGCACCCUCCACGCAGCUUCCUCAAUCGAGAUCACUGAUAUUUAAAUCAUCGCCUCGUCCCUCGGCAAGGCAGCAUGCUUGGACCACUCGUCAUGGGCGCAGUGAGAUCGGCCACAAGUUCGAUGUGCAAUGUAGAAACGCGGCAGCGUCCAUGGAUUGGGGCCACUCAGGCAAUGGGGACACAGUGCUUAUUGCUGACAUUGGUGGCACCAACUGCCGCUUUGAGCUUUGGAAGAUCGACAUGACAGGCGGGCGUGCUCAUCAGGAGCUUUAUCACCAGAUUUUCCCAUGCAGGGAGUUCCCAACCUUCCCGGACGCCCUUGCCGAAGUGGCCAGACAGGAAGUCUUUCAGGCAAAUCUACCAAAGGCCGCAGCUUUUGCAUGUGCUGGACCUGUUGCACACAACAAGUGUGAGAUGACAAACUUGAGCUGGGUCAUUGAUGGUGACUACCUUUCAGAGGCGCAUGGCAUCAGGGUUGCUGUGCUCAAUGACUUCGAGGCGAAUGGAUAUGGAGUGACCGCCUUGGAACCUGAACAUCUGGUCUGUCUGAACGAGGUGCCCGAUGUCGAGAAGGGUCCCAAAGCAGUGCUGGGUCCAGGGACUGGGCUGGGGGAGGCGCAGCUGUUCUGGGACGAGAUCCAGGGCGGAUACAAGGUGUGGCCCAGCGAGGGGUCCCACGCAACCUUCGCCCCCCGGGGAUGGAAGCAGCGCGCCCUGCAGGUGUUUGUAGAGCAGGAGCUGGGGUACUGUGAAGUGGAGCAUGUUACAUGCGGCAGCGGCCUUGAACGGAUCUACAGAUUCCUGCAGUCAGACGAGAGCUGCAACCGGCCCCUUGUUUCAAUGGACACCUGCAAGGAUGCGCCAGCAAUCACAAAAGCAGCGCUGAGUGGGAAUGAUGAGUUGGCGGUGGAGGCUGUGGACAUGUUUCUGGCCAUCAUUGGGGCAGAGGCUGGCUACAUGGGGCUCCGUGCGCUGGCCACUGGAGGUGUCUAUAUCUGUGGAGGCAUCACGCCCAAGCUCUUAGAGAAGAUCAGGGACAGGAGGUGUCUGGUGCAUUCCUUCCUGCACCAGGAGAGCCGCUUCAACAAGCUGCUCCGGACAUUCCCCCUGUAUGCUGUCAUUUAUGAGAGGACUGGCCUCCUAGGGACCCGUGAGUAUGCCAUCCGCCUAAUGGGGCAGCCCAGCUUUAUCAAGGCUACCUAAAUAACACCAUAGAUAGAGAUUUUGCUAUUCAGCGCAAUGACUGUUCGGGCGAGAUGUUAGAAUGUGUACACAUGUACAUGCUGCGCUGAUCAGGAUGGCUCCAUAUCAAUAUAUGGAGGUGGUACUAGUAUGAGUUGCCUGAGAUAUUGUUCCAAUCAGGCAGUGGUGCCGAUCUGUCUGUUUAUAGAGUCAUGCAAUCCGCAGGGCACCACAAUAAUAGCGCUUAUCAUAAUAUGAUAGGUUAAGAUUUCCUGUAAGUCUUGGUGAACACAUACAAGUCAUCAGCACAAGUCAGCCUGGGGCAAAAAAGGACUGCUUGCAGUGUGUCAGCAACUGGACAGGAUCAUCAUGCGUUUGUAUGCAUCCAUUCUAUGGAUACAAUUGGCACAUCUACCCGUCUAGUAGUACUAGACAUGGGUUGGGUAAGAAAGAAUUUUGCUCUGC